AUGAAGUGGAGCAAACGCCUUUCAAGGACUAAUCACUCAGCCUUUACUGAGGCGUUGAUGAAGCUCCAGAGUGUAGUCAAAUACAGCUCAAGGCCAUUGUCACUGGCAGCCUACGGCGACGAAAGUUCCUUCCCCAGAACACUUCUGAAGCCCAGCCUUCUUCCCGUGUUGCAAAUAUUUCUUUCAUUCGUCUACUCCCUUGCUCUUAUCACUUUGAAUCAUGAAUUAUACGCACCUAGAGCUUUCGCCCAGCCAGAAGGUCCGAAAGUACUCACUGAUGGUAAAUCCUCAAAGCUUGACCCUGGCAUGGUUUCGUUUUCUCGCCAACCCAAUUAUUGGGAGAGGCCUAGAUUGGCUCCACCAACCCAUGGCCUUUCACCGGCUGCUUUGCCUGCACGCUUUCCGGGUGCCUUGACACCAGCUAUUUUAUCCUUUUCGCCAACUAUAUCGCCUGGGACCCUUCCUCCAGCUGUAUCGCCUGAGCACUAUCAGUCAUCUGCAGCGCCUGGUAGUUACUUCCCGCCAACUUUGUCAUCUGGAUAUCUUCCAAACGGCCAGGUCAUCUCGUCAAGUCCGAGUCAAAUACACCCAAAUGUCACGCGAUCGUCACUCAUGCAAACAAAAUCCUAUCCACAGAUGGAGAUGGAUCGUGUUAGUAGACAGCUCUUAGAGCAAGACCGCUCGUCAUGUCAACAACAUACAGCCCAUGCGACGUCCUACCUUGCUCCACGGCAUAUUCUGCCACUACACUUCGCUUCAGCCCCGAAUACACCCCGAUUGCCCGUGCAGAACUACCCGCAGUGCUGUCCAACUGAAGCUACUUCUCAGCCUGGGAUGUUGAGACCGCCAUACCUCGGCCUACCAGGACGCCCAGAAUCACGACAACUCCCAGGCCCGAAUGAGGGUGCCCCACGCCAUAUACAGGAUUACGGAAAAGCAGACGAUGAGAACAAGAAGCGUACGACAUUCUACUACUCCACUCUUCGCCCUGAAGCACCCGAGUUUAUACCCAGUCGCAUGAGACGCAGCCACCUGUUCGUGCCUCAGUCGUCUCAUACUCCCAGUUACCCUCCUCACCUUCAAGGCAACAACAGCAAUGCACUGAAGUCGAAUCAGGGAUCUCGCAUUCAUACACCUAGAGCUUUCCACUACCCUUUCAUUGUAUGAGAGGAGGAAU
Aspergillus japonicus CBS 114.51 is the source of this 1177-nucleotide messenger RNA. RefSeq lists its product as uncharacterized. The transcript has 4 exons. The record is from RefSeq and is a predicted model, not a curated record. NCBI's taxonomy places the organism in Eukaryota, Fungi, Ascomycota, Eurotiomycetes, Eurotiales, Aspergillaceae. Bases 1 to 1167 code for a protein of 388 amino acids.